AUGAUUCUAUGGUCGAAGAGAACGCAACAAGCUACCCAAUCCACCCAGCACGCGUCUCAACCGAAUUCUGCAAAUACCAAUAGCCAUCUGUGGGGCUACCUUCAGCCAUGCAGCAACUUGCUUCGCCGCCUCGAUCUUUGGAAAGUUCAGCCCGCAGCUUCAGUAGGAAGGGCUCCCGACAAUGAUAUCAUUCUCCCUGGGAGCAAAGUCAGCAAUAAGCACUGCCGAAUCACCUGGGAUGGAAAGGAGGACAAAAACUCUGCAGUGACUGUUCUCGACACCUCCAGCAAUGGUACUUGGAUUAACGGUGUCAAGAUUGGAAAGGACAAAACCGCAGUCCUCAAGGAAGGCAAUGAGAUUGCUUUCGGUUCUCCCCAUGCCCAACCCGGGGACCUUGAAGACUAUCGAUUCAUUUACCGGCACACCGCCGCCGGUCCCCCGCAGGGCGGCCUUCAUGCUCAAUAUGACAUCAGCCACGAGAUCGGCAAGGGGUCAUUUGCAACUGUCAUGAAGGCUGUGUCGCGUGCAACGGGUCAGUGGUAUGCCAUCAAGAUCAUCCAAGACCAUAAGGUCAAGCGCGCCACUGCCAACAACAAUGAAACGUCAUUUGCGCGAGAGAUCAGUAUUUUGGAACGGCUCCAUCAUCGGAAUAUCUGCCAGAUGAAGGAAGCCUUUUUUGAAGACAAUAGUAUCAAUCUCGUUCUCGAAUUUGUCGAUGGAGGAGAUUUACUUGAUUACAUAUUAAGAGAGGGCGGCCUUAGGUUAUUUUCAGAGGAGCCGCUGGCUGUCCACAUAAUCGCGCAAGUUUGCGAUGCCCUUGCAUACAUCCAUAGCAAGGGGAUCGCGCACCGUGACCUGAAGCCCGAGAACGUGCUGCUAACUACGGAAAAUCCCCCCACCGUCAAAGUUGCCGACUUCGGUCUCGCCAAGGUUGUCGAUAGCGUCACUUUCCUCAGAACUAUGUGCGGCACACCCGCAUAUCUCGCCCCCGAAGUUGUGACUCAGCAAAACCAGGAAGGCUAUGAUCACCUUGUUGACAGUUGGAGCGUUGGGGUGAUCGUAUUUUGCAUGUUUACAUUGUCAAGCCCCUUCAUCGAAGACGAGAAUCAGCGUGAUCUCAAGGUCAGGAUCGCAGGACGCACGAUUCAGUGGAGCACUUUAGAUAAUGUAGAUGUUUCUCCGCUGGCAAGGAACUUCAUUGAGAGGUUGCUCGAGCAUGACCCUCGGGAUCGUAUGUCUCUGAGCGCAGCCUGCACUCACCCAUGGCUUGCCGACGUUCCAACACUCUCCCAUCUUCAGCCUCGCGCUAUUACCGAUUCCUCCGUCGCAUCUAUCCAAGAUGGUGCUUCCUGCGUCUCCUCGCUCGACGAAGAUGCAGAGAUGACUGAUGGCUCAAGCGAACCCACGGUAACCGAGGGUCUCAACAAACUCCAUCUGCGCCAACAAUCUGCCCGUGCGCCCCUCAAUCAAGAAAUCACAAAUGGCGUGCGAAAUGGGAAGCGCAAGUUGGACCCACAAAGCCCUCUACCGGAUAUAGACAUCGAGAAUGGGAAUCUGAAAAAGCCACGGCGGGUACCGGAAGCGAAUGGCCCCACUACGCGCACCAGAGCCGCAAAGGGACGGGGGCGUGGAGGUGCUUCGUCGCCACUGGCGCGGUUGCAGGAAGCAGCAGUUGGGAUGGUCGUGGAGGAGGAGCAUCUAGAGGACGACGAGGACGUGGAGGAAGCUACCGGUGCUGUAUCACACGCUCCACCGAGAAAAUCUGCUCGCGUGUCUCCCAAAAGGGGAGGACGCCGGGGGUAA
Messenger RNA from Suillus subaureus, 1803 nucleotides. Its product is annotated as kinase-like domain-containing protein. Bases 1 to 1803 code for a protein of 600 amino acids. Gene Ontology annotation, molecular function: protein binding; protein kinase activity; ATP binding. Gene Ontology annotation, biological process: protein phosphorylation. NCBI's taxonomy places the organism in Eukaryota, Fungi, Basidiomycota, Agaricomycetes, Boletales, Suillaceae. The record is from RefSeq and is a predicted model, not a curated record. The transcript is spliced from 11 exons.